Molecule: messenger RNA, 2850 nt
Organism: Cryptosporidium muris RN66
Lineage: Eukaryota; Apicomplexa; Conoidasida; Eucoccidiorida; Cryptosporidiidae
Product: TPR repeat-containing protein
Exons: 1
Coding region: 1-2850 (949 amino acids)
Biological process (GO): transcription by RNA polymerase III
Cellular component (GO): transcription factor TFIIIC complex
Molecular function (GO): protein binding
Source: RefSeq, a predicted model, not a curated record
AUGCUGCAUCCAACAACUUCCUACAUUCCAGGUUAUGACGAUGAAGAGAACUGCAAAAUUACUGAUGAUACACAAGAUAUGACAAGAUACCAGAAUAAAGAUCUUCUGAGCUCACUAUAUGGUAUCUUUCAUAAUAAAGAGAUAGAAACAAAACUCAAUUUGUCAGAUAAUGAUACUGACCAGGACUCAGACAUUCAAGAUUUGUUAAUGAUGGGUUAUAAUAGAAGUAGGCUAACAAAGAAAAAAAAGAGAAAAUCAGAUAAAGAAUUAAAGCGGAAAACUGGGUCAACACCUGUAAAUGUUUCACCAGAAGUUGAAAAACUAUUGCAGAAAGCAAAUGAUGCAUAUUUGGCAAAGAAGUUUAUGUUAGCUAUUGAAAUUUUAGAAGAAGUAGUUAAAAAAGCACCUGGUUUACAUGAUCCAUUUCAUAUGUUGGGCUUAAUUUAUGAGCAAGAAUUGGAUGAUAAAGCAAAAGCUGCAGAGUUUUAUUUUCUUGCAGCUCAUCUAGUCGUAAACGACAUAUACUUAUGGAAAAGGAUUGGUCAAAUGAGUUGUGAACUAGAAAUGUGGGAAAGAGCUAUAUAUUGUUACAAAAGGUGCCUAAGAAACAUAAGCAACUCAGAUAACCAAGGUGAACUCGAUGAAUUUACACAGAUUGAAGAUGAAAUACGUUUUGAGUUAAGUAAUGCUUACUUAAAGACUAAUAAUAUUAUUCAUUGUAUACAACAGCUAAAGAUACUAUUUAGAAGACAUCCAGGAGAUCCUUUACUAGGCAAGGAAUUGGCUAAAUGUUAUCAUCAAAUAGGGAAACUAAAUAUGGCUGCCGAAGUUCUCGAAAGUUGUCUAAUUGAAGAGACUGAUUUACAUAUAAUUAAUAUGCUUUGUGAAGUAUAUAUUGAUCUUAAGUUGUACCAAAAAUGCCUAGAUCUUGUUCAAAAUAUGCUGAUCUCAAAAAAUUUUGAAAAUACCAAUAACUCUGAGUCUAAUAAGUGUCAACUUUCUUCUUUCGAGAAAACAGAUAUAAGACAUUUAAUUCUAACAUUACCCAUUGAUAUCAGUGUAAAAUAUGCUGUAUCUGGCUUAUAUAUAGGGAAUAGUAGCGUAGCUGAUGAAUUAACAACAAUAUUGAAAGAAAGCAAUAUGGAAAAAAUAGAAGUUACCGACCUACACCAAAGUUUAGGUGAUGCCUAUUUUGCUGUAAAAAUAUACAAUUUAUCUAAGGAUCAUUAUGAAAUUAUUUAUCAUACUGAUGGAUAUGAAAGAUCGAUUGCACUUAGUAUUAAGUAUGCAUACUCAUUGCAGUCUUUAGGAAACUUUAAAGAAGCAGCACAAAUUCUAGAAGAUUCUUUGACAGAAAACAAACAUCAAAUUGAAUCUUUUGAAGUUUACAAGGCAAAAGCUCUUUUAGCUUCGUUAUAUUCCAAGAUGGGAUAUACUAAGCUUGGUGAGAAAUUAAUAUACACAAUGAAAUAUGAAGAUCUUGUGCAAAUGGGAGAUCUAUCACAACCUAUUCCUCAAGAACUGCGUUGUAACAUGAUACUAGAAUUAUUUUCAAAAAUGAAAUCAUUGUUUACUAAUAUCACUGUUCAAUUUUCAACCCAAAUAGAUUUUGUUGAUAAAGCUAUAAAUCCACCAAAGUUAUCACAAAUAUCACCGGAAAUAUGUGGAACUGCAGACAUGUUUGAAUACUUAAUUAAAGAGUUCUUAACAGAUAUUAAACGUGUGGGCCAAAAAUUAUAUUCCAAGAAAUUUAAAGAGCAUGAUAAAGAAACAAACUAUGAACAAAAUUCAGUUAAUAACACUAAUUUGGGAGAUGUACUAGAAAAUGUCGAUCUAAGCCUGCAGCACACAAGUGACUCCACAUCUAAAGGCUCCAAAAAAUUACAAAGUAGAGUGAAUAUACCGACAAGUAAAAUUAGAUCUGAAUUAGGUAUCGUUACUUUAGGAGAAAUAUUAACUAGUGAAGAUGAAUACUGGGAAUUUCUUACAUAUGGUGCAAUAGUCUUGCAGUGGAAUGAGAAAUACAAUGUUGCUGUCGAAGUGUUUGAAAAGAUUCUAAAUAAUAUUAAAAUGUUUAAGCCAGAAAUAUACUUAGAUAGGUUAAAAGCAGCCAAAAAUUCCAUUCACAACUUAAUAAUUUCUUUAGCAUUCAACGGUGGCCUGUGGCGUACGUUACUAAGCUAUUUACGUUUGGAAUUCAAUAAAAAGACGACUAUAAACAAACAUCUAAGUGGAAUGAUUGGUCGUAUCCUCUUAGUACCACAUAUAUUCAACUCUUGUGUGAAACACAAUAACUUUAGACGCGGAGUACUUUUAGAAAAAGAGGUGAUUAGUGAAACUAGAUCUUGGAUUCAAAGACAAUCACCUCAAUUUAGUAAUGAGGCUGAAUUAAACUUAAUCACUGCUCACUUAUACGUUAUAUCUAAUCGUAUUGGAAUGGCAGUAUUAGAAUAUACCAAGGCACACAGAAGUGCUCCUUUUGACAACUUAAUAGUCCUUUGCUUAGGUAUAAGUUUUAUCAGCUUGGCAACAGCCAAGGAUACUAAAAACAGACAAUCAGCAGUACUCAAGGGUUUUGCAUUUAUUUCUCGAUAUAUACAAGGACGAUUAAGUAUUUUUGGUCAUAAUCCAUUAUUUAAGGCAGAAUGCUUGUAUAAUAAGGCUAGAGCUUAUCAUCAAAUUAAUUUGAAAACUGAAGCUAUUUUACUCUAUACUCGAUGUAUUGAAACAUUACAAAACAUAAAGAGUCAGAACAAAGAUCUAGAUUUUACUCAAUUAAUGAAUUCUUCUUUGUAUAAUCUUAGUUUGCUAGUGAAUGACAAACAAAUUCAAAAUCUAAUAAUUUGGUAA